This is a messenger RNA of Loxodonta africana (African savanna elephant), 3476 nucleotides long. RefSeq names its product sorting nexin 6 (gene SNX6). Gene Ontology annotation, biological process: intracellular protein transport; retrograde transport, endosome to Golgi. Bases 58 to 1308 code for a protein of 416 amino acids. Gene Ontology annotation, molecular function: dynactin binding; phosphatidylinositol binding. The transcript is spliced from 14 exons. The record is from RefSeq and is a predicted model, not a curated record. Lineage: Eukaryota; Metazoa; Chordata; Mammalia; Proboscidea; Elephantidae. Gene Ontology annotation, cellular component: endosome.
UUCCCUCAGGCCCGCGUUGCGGUACGCGCCUGCGCUGGCCCUCGCCUCCGAGCAGCCAUGAUGGUGGGUGUUCUCAGCUGUGCCGAACCCCGGGAAGGCCUGGACGACGGCCCCGACUUCCUCUCCGAGGAGGACCGCGGACUUAAAGCAAUAAAUGUAGAUCUUCAAAGUGAUGCUGCCCUGCAGGUGGACAUUUCUGAUGCUCUUAGUGAGAGGGAUAAAGUAAAAUUCACUGUUCACACAAAGAGUUCAUUGCCAAAUUUUAAACAAAAUGAGUUUUCUGUUGUUCGACAACAUGAGGAAUUUAUCUGGCUUCACGAUUCCUUCGUUGAAAAUGAAGACUAUGCGGGUUACAUUAUCCCGCCGGCACCACCAAGACCUGAUUUUGAUGCUUCAAGAGAAAAACUACAGAAGCUCGGAGAAGGAGAAGGGUCAAUGACAAAGGAAGAAUUCACAAAGAUGAAACAGGAACUUGAAGCUGAAUAUUUGGCAAUAUUCAAGAAGACAGUUGCAAUGCAUGAAGUGUUCCUAUGUCGUGUGGCAGCACAUCCUAUUUUGAGAAAAGAUUUAAAUUUCCAUGUCUUCUUGGAAUAUAAUCAAGAUUUGAGUGUGCGAGGAAAAAAUAAAAAAGAGAAACUCGAAGAUUUCUUUAAAAACAUGGUUAAAUCAGCAGAUGGUGUAAUUGUUUCUGGAGUAAAGGAUGUAGAUGAUUUCUUUGAGCAUGAACGAACAUUCCUUUUAGAAUAUCAUAACCGAGUUAAGGAUGCAUCUGCUAAAUCUGAUAGGAUGACAAGAUCACACAAAAAUGCUGCAGAUGAUUACAAUAGAAUUGGUUCUUCAUUAUAUGCUUUAGGAACUCAGGAUUCUACAGAUAUAUGCAAGUUUUUCCUCAAAGUUUCAGAAUUGUUUGAUAAAACAAGAAAAAUAGAAGCACGAGUGUCUGCUGAUGAAGACCUCAAACUUUCUGAUCUUUUGAAAUAUUACUUAAGAGAAUCUCAAGCUGCUAAGGAUCUCCUGUAUCGAAGAUCUAGGUCUCUAGUGGAUUAUGAAAAUGCUAAUAAAGCACUGGAUAAAGCAAGAGCAAAAAAUAAAGAUGUUCUGCAGGCUGAAACUUCCCAACAAUUAUGUUGCCAGAAAUUUGAAAAAAUAUCUGAGUCCGCAAAACAAGAACUCAUAGAUUUUAAGACAAGAAGAGUUGCUGCGUUCAGAAAAAAUUUAGUGGAAUUGGCAGAGUUAGAACUGAAGCAUGCGAAGGGUAACCUACAGUUGCUGCAGAACUGCCUGGCAGUGUUAAAUGGAGACACAUAAGCCACACUCCACCUUGCUGUCAAAAGGGCUGCCUUCCUUCCAGUUUUAUUUUUGUUUUCUUAAUGAUGUUAGGCAUUUACUGCUCAGUGGAAACAAGAAAGAAAACGGCUGACAAAGUGCAUAUACUCUCCUUUUCUCUGAUCAGUGGAGCGGUGCGUCCAUGGGUGACCCCAGCUGUGUGGGGUGGCCCCGUACUCCUGCACCCUAGUGUUCCUGGGACAGCUGUCAACCAUUGUGCGCUUCUAUUCAAAAGCCCAAAGUGCAGUCUUUUUUAAGUAGCCUCUAUAACUGUGUUUGUUUUAUAAAUAGUAUUCCUUGUGGCUGCCAAUCUUAUUUACCUUUAAUGUCUGAAGUUUAACCCUAUCAAAAUACAUUGUUCAAAAGAGAUGAAGAUUGCCAUUACCUUCUUUCGAAUUUUGUUAAAAAACAUUGUGUACCACCUUUAGUUCAUCCAUGUAUCCUGGGAAAGCAUCUUAAUCAGACUUAUUUUUAAUUAAUGAGCAUUUCUUAGAAGUUUUGGGGACAGACUUUAUGUAAUCUUUGUAAGUAUGAUUUCUGAAGAAAAGCAAAUGCAUCAGUAUAUGUUUGCCUUAAACUUGUAGACUAAACCAAUUACUGUAAAAUAAACAGUGAUAACAGUGGUAGUUUUUAACUCUGUGGUCAUUGUAUCACUCUAAAAUUUGGAGUAGCUGUAAUAAAUCUACUCCUGUAUUAUGCUUUACAGUGUAGGUCUCGGUGAUUUUUUCUUAUUUCUUUUAAAAUAGCAUAUUGAACCAAGUUCACCAAUCCCUUUACACAACAGUGACCUGCUCCUUCAUGUGCUUUUAGCACUUCAUAGGAGGUGGAAUUGGUCAAAGGUAAGUUAGAGAUAGCUAUUUCCGAAAUACAGGAGCAGAGAGUAGUCUAUUAUGGCUUCCUGGAUUCCGUCCUUAGCUCAGUCAAUUAACCAUGCGAUAUAUGCCAUCAAGCCAUUUGAUAAUUAUCAUUCCAGUGUACAGAUUGGUAUGUAGAGGGAAAUAGGUCUGCUAUAGGGAAUAGCACUUGCCUGUGGAAAAAAAUAGAAUGGGAUAAAAAGUGGUAUAUAAAGAGGAUAGUAAUUGUUAGUAGUUACAUUACAGAUACUAUUGGCCUUUCUAAUGUGAAUCAACAUUGUGUCAUUCCUAGUUUAAAGUUACACUGAGUGGUUGGAUUUUCCCACUGUCUUUUUCUAACUUUUCUCCCAUUAGGAAACCACAGGGAUUAGGGCUGGUCAGCCUUCGGGUGGAUUCCUAGUUUGUUUACAUUUUCCCAAACCACCCCUGAAGAAUGCGUGGUUUCUGCCUCAUCACCAGUCGUGAUGAUUCCUGCCUUUCUCAGCAUGUUCUCUUGCCUCACUCAUGUGCUGGUUAAUAUUUUCGUCUCUAACUGACAUGUUCCCUGAUACCAUUUGAACUGUUGAUUUUUCUGUUGUCAGCUGAGAGAUCUGUGCGUUUUGUCCUCCAUGUAACCUCCUCUGGUAAAAAUACACCUGUGUGAUGUCCACCAGGUGAGCGUGGACCCAGAGCCCUAGCUUCUGAAUUCAGGUCCAGCCCGCUCACCGGCUGCCCUUGUGGCCUCAGGCAUGUUUGCUUCACCUCCACAGUUUCUCUUAAGGACAUACUGACCUACCUCACAGGGGUGUUGUGAGGAUUAAUAAAUGUUGGUACAGUGCUUUGGAAAUGUGAAGAUGCUGUGUAAAUGCUAAGAAAUAGCAAGUACGGAGCAAAAAGCCUACAGUGUUUCACAUACCCACCAGCUAAUGUAUUUCUACAAGGUGGUCUUUUCAGGGAAGGGGUUAGAGUGGAGGAUGGUAUUGUGCAUCCCUUAGCCCCAGGUUUACACUUUAGAGUGCUUGUUUUGGGGGUGGGAGUAGACUGGAAGCAGGGGUCUGCAUAUUAGAGUGUUGGGGGGUUGCUCAGUAAAUAUAUGUAACAGCUGGCAACUACAUUUCCCAAGAGAUUUCUCACUAACAAAACCUACAAAUAAAGUAAGGGUUAUGUGCAUACUUAGCAAAGACUAUACUUUGUGCCUUCAGAAUUACUGAAACUGUUACUCCAUAGCUAACUGCUAUUCUCUGAUAAGAAUGGCUUGCCCUGGAUUUAUUGCUGUUGAACUGAACUGAAGCAUUCAUUAAACGUUUUUUGACCCUC